AUGUGUCAAAUAGCUAGUGGAGUUUAUACCCAAGAAUCUGCUAAUGCUAUAUGUGAUUUGUUAAAUGUAGCUACUCAUGUUGUUGCUAUAGAUGCUUUUGCAAAUGACUUAACUUUAGCUUUCUUAAAAUUCUAUCGAGAUGAGAAUGUUCGAGUUAUUGACAACAAAUAUCAACUACGUAAAAAGGAAAUUGUUAAAUUUCUUUAUAAUUCGAAUAAAGGUUCAGAAGGUAUACGUAGAGGUUUUAAGAUGCUUCAAGAAGAAGCUGGUAUCUUCUUUGAAAUAUCUGGUUAUUUUGAUGCAGUUAUAGGAAUUACUAAUAUCACUACUUCUGUCUAUGUUGAUGUAUUUGCUCAGAUAUUGUUCAGAAUCUGUAACUGCUCAUUAUAUAUAGUUUCACUUUAUCAUAGCAAAAAAUUUGAUAUUUUCAAAGAACUAUGUCAGGAACUCAUUCGAGCUGAACUUUCAGUAUUAAAAUCUGGAGACUUAUUAACAAUAAUAAAAGGCCAUCUUAUUGCUAGUACUGAAGCAAUACUUAAAUUAAUUUUAGUGGAAGAUACUAAAAAAAUUAACAGGAAUAAAAUUUCUUAUAUAAUUAAAAAUACUGAGGAAAAAAUUAAAGAUGCAAAUGCAGAAUCAAUAGCUAAUACUCCAGAUAUUAGUCCCAAUAAAGCUGAAAUUUUUAAGCAAAAUUCUAUAUACUCUUUUGCUAAUAACAUAACUUUACAAUGUCAUUAUUUAUGGAGAAUAUAUGCUUCAGAUGAUAUUGAUUUCAUAAAAAGAUAUAAUAAUCCUGAACCUUUACAGCAUUUUAGGAGGCUGGCAUAUUUCAGAAGACAAGGUUCUAACUCAAUAAAUUCUAUAGAAAAUCUAAAAAUCAAUGAAGAAAUGCAAUGGGAAGAUUCACAUGAAUCUAUGGAUCUAUUCUUAGUUGAUUUGCAUAAAUUUUAUUCAGCAAAGCAUAGAGAUAGUUUUGUAACUCAAAAAGAAAUAAUAGCUAUAAAGAUGAAUAAUUCUAAAUAUUUCCCUAUAGGUUCAAUUCUUCCAUUAUAUAAACCAGAAUUGAUUGAUGAAACUCAGAAUCUUUUCGAUUCUAUACCUAUUACUAAUAAUAUUACUUCAGAAUAUACAAAGCAUGAAGUUUCUGACUUAUUUAAUAAUAAGAUUGACGAAAAAGAUUUAUUCUUAGAAAUGCUAGCUCAAUAUGAUGCAGAACAUAGAAAGAAUUCUUUUCAAGAUAUAUGCCAUGUUGAUAUUAUUACUUUUGAAGCCAAUGCAUAUGAGAAAGAAAUAUUUGAUUCUUUAAUUUCUUUAUCUUCAGAGUUUCUUAUUAAAAGUGAAUUUGAUGUGGAUAUGCUUAUCUUCUAUCUACAACAAAAAUUUCAAAUAUCUCAAGAAAAGUUAGAACAAUAG
This is a messenger RNA of Scutellospora calospora, 1413 nucleotides long. Lineage: Eukaryota; Fungi; Glomeromycota; Glomeromycetes; Diversisporales; Gigasporaceae. The record is from the annotation of a GenBank genome assembly.